Messenger RNA from Cucurbita pepo subsp. pepo (vegetable marrow), 1044 nucleotides. The record is from RefSeq and is a predicted model, not a curated record. NCBI's taxonomy places the organism in Eukaryota, Viridiplantae, Streptophyta, Magnoliopsida, Cucurbitales, Cucurbitaceae.
GCCUUUCGUAUACCUAUCUGAUUAUGUUUUCCCAAGGGAUUCAGGCUCUAGCCGACUGAGCCAUGGCUUCCACACUAUCAACUGUAGAUUCGAUUGAUUUGGACGUUUCUCAGUUCUGCCAUACGCCUUUUUACUGUGAGGAGAAUGUAUAUUUUCUAUGCAAGAAAUUAUGUACAAACAGAAUGGAUGAUGCAACGGGAGCUGAUCUUUUUGUUGUUUUCAUUUCUAAUGAGAAGAAGCAGAUUCCCCUUUGGCAUCAAAAAGCCAGCAAAAGAGAAGAUGGUCUUGUUUUGUGGGAUUACCAUGUGAUUUGCGUUCAGAGAAAAACAGAAGGUGAAUUUCCUUUUAUAGUGUGGGAUUUAGACUCCACUCUUCCUUUACCUAUCCCUCUGGGCAGCUACGUGUCGCAAGCUAUCAGGCCAUCGUUUCAAAUCUCCCCCGAGUAUCAAAGGCUUUUCAGAAUCAUCCAUGCUCCAAUAUUUUUUCGUCACUUCGCAUCUGAUAGAAGGCACAUGAAAGAUUCCAAUGGAAAUUGGAUUGCUAAACCCCCUGACUAUGAAGCCAUUGUUGCUGAAGAUGGAACUAUUCACAACCUGUAUGAGUACAUGGAGAUCAAGGCGGCCGAUGUAUAUACGAACAACAUCGAUGUGAAAGAUGCAGUUUUUUCUCAAAAACUUGGAGCGGUCGCAAAUGAUCUGGAGGAGUUUUUCUCUCAAAUUCUUUAAACAAGAAUGAGAAAGAUCUGAAAGAGUUGGAAGCUCUCUCAAUGGUUAAAGCUCAUGCCAGACAGUAACUUUGUUCUAGGGAAAUUUGCACACGUAGUUCUGGCCAAGGUUAGUCGGGAUAGAAAUCGAAAAAGAAGAAAAAGUUACAUGUUUAUAGAACUCACCAUUAAUUUUUAUGAACCAACUUAUGAAUAUAAACAAAUUUAGGCUUUAUAAUUAAUUUAUUCGCACUUAGAAAGUCGUACUCAUUCAAGUCUAACAUUACGUAAUUUUUUUUAGACGCAUUCUAUUGAACAUGAUAUUCUAUGAUAUGCUUAUA